GUUAAAAGGUGGACGGGGCCCCGCGUGCUGCUGCGCCGCGUGAGCGCGCGCGGACCGGGGGAUGGCGGAGAUCUCCGGUUUCCACAACAGCCGUCGACGGGACGCGAUGGUCGGCCUGGUUUUUCGGGAACGGCAGGGAAGUUCGGGACCCUCGUCGGCUCUUUUGUUGUUCUUGAGGAGGCCACGCAGCCCCGCGGGGCGCGCGCGCGCGUGGGAGGAGAAGCGUCGCUUCCACGGAUCAGGUCGGAGGCAGAAAGAUGCGCCUGAGGGAAAGAGAGCGCGCGUCCUGCCUCUUUGUAGGCCGAAAGGCUUGAAUUUUCCGCCUGUUGAAGGACCGAUCUGGAGAAUCUCUGCCUUCCCUUUGCUUGGACUCUCCCACCCCUCUUCCCUCCUCCUCUCUGUAGCCUCCCCAGCUCCCCGGCCUCCCUUCUCCUGCUCCCUCCUCAUCGGCCUCCAAGAUAGAUUCCCUCAGGAGCAAGGUUGACCUGCUCAAGCUGCCCCUGGCUCUUUCCACCAAGUCCAUCUCGGAGCGCAAAAGCCAGCUGGGAGGAGUCUCCGAGCAGCACGCCAAGGGGGGAGGAGGUGGGGCCCGUAAACCCCGCCUACUGCUGGCCCGCGACAUGGACAACGAGUCGCAGUACUCGGGCUACUCGUACAAGUCCUCCCACUCACGAAGCUCCCGCAAGCACAGGGACCGUCGGGACCGCCACCGCUCCAAGAGCAGGGACAGCAGCAGUCGUGGAGACAAAUCGGUCACCAUCCAAACUCCGGGAGAGCCGCUUCUGGAUGCAGAGUCCACCCGUGGAGAUGACCGGGACGAUAACUGGGGGGAGACGACCACUGUGGUCACAGGCACCUCUGAACACAGCAUCUCAAAUGAGGACCUGACCCGCGCCACCAAAGAUUUGGAAGACUCCACCCCUCUGCAGUGCAAGCGUUUUAUUGGCCCGGUGCUGGGAGGCUGCCUGAGCUUCUUCGCUCUGAUCACGCCUCUAGCCUUCCUCAUCCUCCCUCAGGUCCUGUGGCGCGACGACCUUGAGGUCUGCGGGACGCCCUGCGAAGGCCUCUACGUCUCGCUCGCCUUCAAGCUCCUUGUUCUCCUCAUCUCCUCAUGGGCGUUGUUCCUCCGUCCUCCCCGCGCCACCCUGCCUCGGUUUUUCGUCUUCCGCUGCUUGCUCAUGGUGCUGGUGUUCCUGUUCGUGGCGUCCUACUGGUUGUUCUAUGGCGUGCGAGUGCUGGAGCCCAGGGAGAGGGACUACAGGGGCAUCGUGGAGUACGCCGCCUCCCUUGUGGACGCCCUCCUCUUCAUCCAGUACCUGGCUUUGGUGUUAUUGGAAGUCCGACACCUGCAGCCAGCCUUCUGUCUUAAGGUGGUCCGGACCGCAGAUGGAGCCAGCAAAUUCUACAAUGUGGGCCACCUCAGCAUCCAGCGAGCGGCUGUCUGGGUUCUGGACCGUUACUACAGCGACUUCCCCGUCUACAACCCCGCCCUGCUCAACCUGCCCAAGUCCAUUCUGUCCAAAAAGAUUACGGGCUUCAAGGUUUACUCUCUAGACGAAAACACAACCAACAACUCUACAGGCCAAUCGCGAGCCAUGAUCGCAGCUGCUGCCAGGAGGAGAGACAACUCCCACAACGAGUACUACUACGAGGAGGCCGAGAUGGAGCGCAGGAUACGGAAACGCAAAGCCAGGUUGGUGGUGGCGGUGGAAGAGGCCUUCACGCACAUCAAGCGUCUUCACAAGGACGAGGCCACCUCGUCCCCUAAACACCCCAGAGAGGAGAUGGACCCCCGGGAGGCGGCCCAAGCCAUCUUUGCCCCCAUGGCGCGAGCCAUGCAGAAAUACCUGAGGACCACACGGCAGCAGGCCUUCCACAGCAUGGAGAGCAUCAUCUCCCACCUGCAGUUCUGCAUCACGCAUAACAUGACGCCCAAGGCUUUCCUGGAGCGUUACCUGACCCCCGGCCCCACCAUGCAAUACCAGCAGCAAAACGGCGGAGGGCGCCAGUGGACUUUGGUGAGCGAGGAGCCGGUGACCUCGGCCCUGCGUCAGGGUCUGGUCUUCUCUCUGCGCCGCCUGGACUUCUCCCUGGUCGUCACGGUGACGCCCCUCCCUUUCCUGCGGCUCGGGGAGGAGUUCAUCGACCCCAAGAGCCACAAAUUCGUCAUGAGGCUGCAGUCGGAGACUUCGGUCUGAACUGCGUUCGGCUGAUGCUCCCCUUGUCUUUUGCUGUGUUCUGCCGGAAUAAGAAAACAUUGAAGAAGAGGAGCGCUUAGAAUGGCCGCCGCUGUCAAACUGUGAUCAGGAGAGCGAGCGGAGGCCUGUUCUCCUCACACUGCUAAAGCCGUUGUGUCCUGAAGGGGACCUUUCUUCCUCCUUCCCUCAUCAUCCGCUGAACGGCUGACUGGAGACAUAAAGUAUGAGGGGGGUUAUAACAGCAGUCACCCCCCCUCUCUGGUGUCUUACACGCGCCGACCGACUGCAGCUCUGAUGCCUGCUGGUCCUCCACUGUGGCAAGGGCUUGCUUUUGUACCAGAGGGACCGCUUUAUAUUUGCUUUGAAGAAUGUAGCAAUAUGUCUUUUUUGAUGACUGUUAAUAAGAAUGGAUGUACAUUCCUAACCUGUUGCUGUCCGUCACUCUGUUCACUUCUUAUGCAGCUUCUGGUCACACAGACAUGAUCAGCAACACUUUGGGUUUAGCUGCAGCAAAUGUUUGACCCUGGAGAUGCUGCUUUCCUCUGGUCACCCAGCAAAAAGCGGAAGUCUCCCCUCACUAGGGGGGGUCCUUCCUAACGUUGCUCUUACGUUUUCACCAGAAUGUCCGUCACCCGGAUGGAGCAUGUUGGCUUUACCAGAACAAAGGGACAUGAUGUUUUUUUGCUGAUCAACUCCUCCAUUGUAGGGCUUUGAAUGUUUAAAGGAGCUCAUUUGAAAAACGUGCAGCUCCACUUAAAGAGAUGUACUUUCAAAAAUCAAAGUUUGUUCGUCUUUCAGUUAGGUUUAUUAGUGUGAUUAAAGCAGACUUCUGGAUGUUCAUCCCAGCUCCGCUUCGGCCUCUGAAACCCCUCAGUGAUGCUUCAUAGAUGAAAAGAACAAACAUCACCUCCAUGGGAAUUUUUGCAAUGUUAUUAAGGCUUUAAUGGGUUUUUUGUAAUCAAAAUGACCACGUUCUGCUUUAAUGUUUGUGAUGCCUUUAUUUAAACACAAAAUCUCAAAUUAUGUCAUUUAUGUGACGGUUUAAACAAUGACCUUUGAUAUUCUAAAGACAAAAAAUACCAUCGUUUGGUUUUUUUUUUCAAAGUAAAGUUCCUAAAGAAUUCUAAUCAAGACUUACAUUUUCAAUUUUACUUGUCUGAAACUAUCCAGUACUUUAAUUUGGCAACUACAAAGAAUAGUCAGUGUAUUUAAAAACUACAGGAUGAAUAAAGAUGGGAAUCACAAUUCCCUGGAGAGUCACCUGAAAUCACAAAGUCAUUCCACUUAAGGGCUAGUUUUGACUUUAUAAAAGAUGCUUUUGGAGUCCUUGUGUUUUCAGUUGCUGGAUGUGGUAAACUUCCUAAAAACUAAGUGACAGUGCACGGUUUCACUUCUCUGUGCAAAAUGACCACUUAGCAAAACAGGGACGAAUGCAAACAGUCAGUAGUCCGAGCGCCGUCCAGAAACCCCUGUGACACCAGUUUAAAAAACCCGCUCAGAGCUGAUGUUUCCCACUGUUUACCUGCACUGUUCAGUGUGCAUCCAGCAGAGCAGACGUGUGAUUGUAACUCCUCUGAGCUGCCGCUCUGCUGCCGGCGCCGCGAAGCAGCUUUCCUCAGCCUUACUCUGCAGACGAGAACACGCCAAGGGCUCCUCUGUCUCACAUAUCCGACGGUCUGCUCAGCCUCAGCAGGACUGCUCUCUUCCCACUGGAGGACUGGGUUUGGAAAACCCUUUAGAUGUCUUUCCAGAAAUGUAUUCAGCAGCCCCAGAGUGUUUGUUGAAUGACCUGAAUACUUUUGAAAAAAUGCAUGCUUACAAGUCAUUUUGGGUGCAUUUUUUUUUUUUUUUACAUUUUUUAAGGUGCCUAAGUUAUGAUGAUGCAAUUUUCUGAAUGUUUUUACUGAAAGAAGAGAAGAGGCUUGUAAAAAGUAUUUGUAGGUCUGUGUUCACUUUUGUAACUGUAGUUUGUAUAGUGUUUUAGACAUCAAUAAAACCUUCUUUUCCUUAGA
Messenger RNA from Oryzias latipes (Japanese medaka), 4210 nucleotides. Its product is annotated as vang-like protein 2. Gene Ontology annotation, cellular component: membrane. The record is from RefSeq and is a predicted model, not a curated record. NCBI's taxonomy places the organism in Eukaryota, Metazoa, Chordata, Actinopteri, Beloniformes, Adrianichthyidae. Gene Ontology annotation, biological process: multicellular organism development.